Molecule: messenger RNA, 1404 nt
Organism: Chinchilla lanigera (long-tailed chinchilla)
Lineage: Eukaryota; Metazoa; Chordata; Mammalia; Rodentia; Chinchillidae
Gene: Pon1
Product: paraoxonase 1
Exons: 9
Coding region: 80-1150 (356 amino acids)
Cellular component (GO): extracellular region
Molecular function (GO): arylesterase activity; aryldialkylphosphatase activity
Source: RefSeq, a predicted model, not a curated record
GGGCCGCAGAGUCAGGGUCCGCUCGGCGCUGCUGCCGGCUGCGCUCUGUGCCCGCUGCGCUCCCUGUGCCCGCUGCGCCAUGGCGAAGCUGCUGCUGCUCACCCUCGUGGGGCUGGCGCUGGCCCUCGUCAGGGACUACCGCUCUUCCUACCAAAAACGAAUGAAUGCUUUCCGUGAAGUAACGCCAGUGGAACUUCCUAACUGUCAUUUUGUCAAGGGAAUAGACUCGGGUGCUGAGGACUUGGAGAUAUUGCCAAAUGGGCUGGCUUUCAUUAGUGCUGGAUUAAAAUACCCUGGAAUAAAGAGCUUUGAACCUGAUAAGCCAGGAAAAAUACUCCUGAUGGACCUGAACGACGAUAAUCCAGCAGUGUCAGAGCUGAACAUCGUAGGAAAUAAAUUGGAUUCAGCUUCCUUUAACCCUCACGGGAUUAGCACUUUCACAGAUGCAGAUAAUACUGUGUACCUGCUAGUGGUAAACCAUCCAGAUUUCAAGUCUACAGUGGAACUGUUUAAAUUUCAAGAAGAAGAAAAAUCACUUUUGCACCUGAAAACCAUUAGACACAAGCUUCUGUCGAGUGUGAAUGAUAUUGUUGCCGUAGGGCCAGAACACUUUUAUGCCACAAAUGAUCACUAUUUUGCUGAGCCAUAUUUCCGAUCCUGGGAGCUGUACUUGGGUUUAGCGUGGUCGUAUGUUACUUACUACAGUCCAGAGGCUGUUCAAGUGGUGGCAGACGGAUUUGAUUUUGCAAAUGGAAUCAGCAUCUCACCUGAUGGCAAGUAUGUCUAUAUAGCUGAGUUGCUGGCUCACAAGAUCCACGUGUAUGAAAAGCAUGCUAAUUGGUCUUUAACGCCAUUGAAGUCACUCGACUUUGACACGCUCGUGGAUAACAUAUCUGUGGACCCUGUGACGGGGGACCUUUGGGUUGGUUGCCAUCCCAACGGCAUGAAGAUCUUCUUCUACGACUCGGAGAACCCUCCUGCCUCAGAGGUGAUCCGAAUCCAGAACAUUCUAACGGAAGACCCCACAGUGACGGUGGUUUAUGCAGAGAACGGGAGCGCCCUGCAGGGCAGCACGGUGGCCUCUGUGUACAAAGGGAAACUGCUCAUCGGCACAGUGUUCCACAAGGCGCUGCACUGUGAGCUCCAGUAGCCCGGCGCACCGGCAGCUGCGGCAAGCCCACGUUAGCCUCUACGCGUCUAAGCGGCCACUGCAACCCUGGCAGCGUCAGAAGGUGGACGCUAAGUGUGAAUGUCAAGAGGCGCGGAAGUGCUGUGUGGCCGGGACCACAUCUGGACAGCCUGGCAUUUUGAGAGUGCGUUAUCAAUUUAACCUAGGAACACUCGAAAACCUCACUUGUCAAUCAAAGAUCCUUUUCAUUAAAAUGGUUCAAUUUGUUGUACCAA